CAUGAUCGAACAUACUUCCCGCAUUCCAACCCCAUCGACCCGCAUUCCCUGCUCCCUCAACUCCAGGCUCGAUGGGCGGCUGCGCGAGCAACCCGAAGGCUCAGGAUGGCCCCAACCCUGAGGCCUCUCCAGCAGACAACCCAGCUGCCCCCGAGCAGACCGUGAGAUCGGUCGACGGCGAUGCUCCUGCCGAGGCCGAGGCCGGGAAUGUCGAGGAGAGCAAGGAGGAACCGUUGGUUGAUCUCUCCGAGCCCAAACCAGAGGAAUCCGCUGCUGCUGCAGGCGAGGAGCUGGCUCCCGGGAUCAGCGAGCUGAAGGCGGAGGCGCCUGUUGAGUCUGCAGAGCCGAAGGAAGAGGAAGAGGCUGCCGACGACGACGAGGUCGCCGAGAAGGCUGAAGAGGCCGUUGCCGAAAAGACCGAGGAGGAGGAAGCCGCGGAGCACCCGUUGGAGAGCUCACAUUGAAGGGAGGAACUGUGAUAUGUAUUCAGGAAUUAUUCAAUAAUGUUGUGAUUUGAGAAAAGAGGAAUGAGAACCUGAAUCGUCUUAUCUUUUCAUCAUUGAAUUCUAAUUGUGGGGUAUGUUCGAUAUAUCGAGUUGAUUUAAUCUUAUAUAUAAGAUUUAAUCUA
This is a messenger RNA of Phoenix dactylifera (date palm), 628 nucleotides long. RefSeq lists its product as uncharacterized. The record is from RefSeq and is a predicted model, not a curated record. Lineage: Eukaryota; Viridiplantae; Streptophyta; Magnoliopsida; Arecales; Arecaceae.